This is a messenger RNA of Marchantia polymorpha subsp. ruderalis, 600 nucleotides long. The record is from the annotation of a GenBank genome assembly. Lineage: Eukaryota; Viridiplantae; Streptophyta; Marchantiopsida; Marchantiales; Marchantiaceae.
AGAAUCAGAAUUGCCUUUUGCUGGCAAUAAGUGCAAAUGUCCAUCAGGUAACAAAGGGCGAAGUGGUCCAAGGUCACCGAAUUCUCCAUGAGCUCGAACUGCCAGGGACGUACUCGAUCAUCAGCAGCUCUGUUUGGUCUUUAAUGCAUGCAGAGAAUUCGACAUCAACUUGCUCGCGGCCAGCGAAGGAAGAAUGUCGUACGAUACUCUUGGGAAGUAAUGAGCAUGGACAUUCAUUCGCACGAUGGCCGGUCAGGCGAACUGGCGACGAUGGAGAAGUGCAGGUACUGCGAACGGAGUGGUUCGAGAUUGGGCAGCCCUUGGGUCGACACGUCACGGAGCCGGGCUUCGAUGUCGUCUUCUCUCAUUCAUUCGCAACAACUGCAGAUCCCUGGCCCUCUAUUCUGUCUACCUGCUGGCGCUGGCAAAUAUGCUGCAGAUCGUGGCAGGUGACCCCCUCCAUCAGUGCUCUCCAAUUACGCUCUCCCCGACGAUCCACUGCAUCGCUUGCGGCUCAGCUCAGCUCAACUCAGCUCCACAUCUCCACACUGUCUGAUUCGAGCAGCAACUUCAGUCCGGUGCACUUGGGGCUCGUCGAUU